Pediculus humanus corporis (human body louse) is the source of this 1275-nucleotide messenger RNA. RefSeq names its product Dipeptidase 1 precursor, putative. The transcript has 9 exons. The record is from RefSeq and is a predicted model, not a curated record. Bases 1 to 1275 code for a protein of 424 amino acids. Lineage: Eukaryota; Metazoa; Arthropoda; Insecta; Psocodea; Pediculidae. Gene Ontology annotation, biological process: proteolysis. Gene Ontology annotation, molecular function: metallodipeptidase activity.
AUGAAGAGGGAGAGUGCUUAUUAUUUAUCGUCAAAACAUUGGUUGGGAAUUAUAUUAAUUAUAUUAAUUGGUGGAGCUGUUGGAGUCGCACUUCCAUACGCUCUUCGUGUACAAGAAGGGACCACAUUCGAUGAUAGAUUAGCACUUGCCACGUCAUUACUCAAACAAGUGCCUCUUAUCGAUGGGCACAAUGAUCUGCCUUGGAACAUUCGUAAAUUUUUACAAAAUCGUUUAAAAGAUUUUAAAUUUCGUGAAGAUCUUCGUAAGGUGAAACCCUGGUCAUCGAGUUCUUGGUCGCAAACGGAUCUACUUAGAUUAAAAGCAGGACACGUGUCGGCACAGUUUUGGUCGGCUUACGUUCCGUGUCAGGCUCAAUUUAAGGAUGCCGUUCAAUUGGCUUUCGAACAAGUCGACGUGAUAAGAAGAAUGACGGAAAGAUAUCAUCCAGAUUUGACACUAUGCACAACAUCCGAAGACAUAUUAGCUGCUCACACUCGUGGAAAAUUAUGCAGUUUGAUUGGUGUUGAAGGUGGUCAUUCUGUCGGUUCAUCUUUACCAGUUUUAAGAGCACUUUACCAAGUUGGUGUACGAUAUCUGACAUUAACAUCAACCUGUAACACACCAUGGGCGGAAUGUUCUUGUCCUGAUUCUACGAGUCAAAGAACAAAACCUUCAGGAUUAACAAAUUUUGGUAAAAGCGUCGUUAAAGAAAUGAAUAGAUUGGGCAUGGUUGUUGAUUUAUCACACGUGUCAGAAGCAACAAUGAUCGGUGCAUUGAACGUGUCAAAAGCUCCCGUUAUAUUUUCACAUUCGUCUGCUCACGCCGUUUGUAAUUCUUCUAGAAACGUCCCUGAUAGAGUUUUAAAAAAAUUGGCUGAAAAUGGCGGAGUUAUAAUGCUCAAUUUUUAUUCGAAGUUUUUAUCGUGUAAGGAGAAAGCAACAGUACAAGACGCCAUAGCCCAUAUAGAACAUAUAAGAAACGUUGCCGGUGCUGAACACAUAGGUUUGGGUGCCGGAUAUGACGGAAUCAAUAAAACUCCGGACGGUUUAAAUGACGUAUCAUCGUAUCCUUUACUUUUUGCUGAACUUUUAGCUGCCGGAUGGACGGAAGAUCAUUUAAAAAGAUUAGCCGGAUUAAAUUUUUUAAGAGUUUUAAAAAAAGUCGAACAGGUGAGAGACGAAUUAAAAGAAAUCGGUACGACGCCAUCGGAAGACGUCAUAGCUCCACGUUUAUUGGCUCCUCAUUCUAAUUGCACGUCGAAAACUCUUUUUUAG